UCGAACAGUACUCAAACGCUGCAAUAAUUGAAGAUAAUAGAAAAUGAGUGGAUGAAAGUCAGUUGCCGUUUCAAAAAAUCAAAGACCUUUGUUAUGAUUAUUACCCAAAAAGAAGAGUGAAUGUCUUGCGGCAUUAAGCGUCUCUCAUAUUCCUAAAGAGCGACCAAGAGGAGAUCUAGUUCCUUGACGCCAUCAAGAGUAUUAUGGCGGCAGAAGCCAUAGUUGGGGAACUUACGUCUUUUGGUGUACAAAAGCUUUGGGACCUACUAAGCCAAGAACGCGAGCUAUUUCAGGGAAUCAACGAUCAAGCAGUUACUAAGCUAAAAAGUGAUCUAAACUUGUUAAGCUCUUUUCUCAAAGAUGCAGAUGCAAAGAAGCAUACAUCUGCGGUGGUGAGAACUUGUGUUGAAGAAAUACAGGAAAUUAUUUAUGACGCGGAAGAUAUAAUUGAACCAUAUCUUCUUAAAGAAAAACUUGGAAAAGCAGGCACCAGGAAUCGUAUCAAAAGACUUGCUUUCAGUAUUCCAGAUCGAAGGCGAUAUGCACUAGAAAUUCGAGGCAUACGUACAAGGAUCGCCGAGGUUACAAGUAAUAUGCGGAGCUAUGGUGUAGAACAGAUAACUGUGCAGCUUAUUGCUGGUGGAGGGUGUAUUCCGCAGCGUCAACGUGGUAUACAAACAUUUCCAAACGACCAUGAAAGCGAUUUUGUGGGCUUGGAGGCAAACGUUAAGAAAUUGGUUGAACUUUUAGUAGAGAAAGAUGACAUUCAAAUUGUUUCUGUUACCGGGAUGGGUGGUCUUGGUAAAACAACCAUUGCUAGCCAAGUCUUUAAUCAUGAGGAUGUAAGGAAUCAGUUUGAAAGACUCGCAUGGGUGUGUGUCUCACAGGAGUUUACCCGAAUAUCUGUGUGGCAAACGAUCUUGCAGAAUCUCACAUCUAAAGAAAGGAAAGAUGAAAUACACAAGAUGAACGAAGCUGAACUCCAGGAUGAACUCUUUUCAUUGCUGGAAAAAUCCAAAUCACUAAUUGUCUUUGAUGACAUAUGGAAAAGAGAAGAUUGGGACAAAAUAAAGCCAAUUUUUCCACCCAAAAAAGGUUGGAAGGUGCUACUUACUUCUCGAAAUGAUAGUGUCGCAAUGCAUCACGCAACACAUUUCAAAUUUAAACCAGAAUUCCUAACUGAUCAAGACAGUUUGGACACUUUUCGAAAGAAAAGCAAUGCCAAGAAAAGAUGAUCCUGGUACGCAUUCAAAGGAAGGGAUUUUUUUUCUUUACAUUCUGGAAUCUGGAUUACGAGUGAUAUAUAUGUUUUGGGAUGAUCAUAAGACAAUCUUCUUAGCCCUGAAUAAUUUGAUUGUAGUAUACCAUUAGCACAUCCUAAUGAUCUGUAUAAUAUUUGUUUUAUGAUAAAACAAAGUUGGAAUUGGGUAAUCUAAUCAACCUAGAGAUAUUGGAGAAUUUCUCAACAAAGCAUAGCAGUGUGAAGGAUCUUCAACGAAUGACAAAGCUAAGGAGUCUCUCUAUCCGUAUCGAAGGCAAGGGGUGUGCUAUGGAAACUCUAUCCUCAUCUCUAAGAGAAAUGAGACACUUGGAAGAUCUGAGUAUAUGUGAUCCAGAGGUUGAUGCUCCCACGAAUGAUGAAGAAGGAUUUGUUUUGGAUUGCGUUCAUCUCAAAAACAAAAGCUGGAGUUGUGUAUAUAUAUGCCAAAGUUACCUGAUGAACAACUCUUUCCUUCUCACCUUACAACCAUAACUCUAAGAUAUUGUCGUUUGGUGGAGGAUCCGAUGGCAGUUCUAGAGAAAUUGGUUCAGUUGAAAAAGGUUAUUUUAUCUUUUGGAUCUUUCUGUGGGAGGAGAAUAGUACGCUCGGGCGGUGGGUUUCCUCAGUUGCAUGACCUUCAAAUAGAAAAGCUUGAAGAAGGCUCCAUGCCACGAUUGCAAAGUCCAACACAUCCACGAUUGCAAAGGCUACUGCGGAAGGAGGAGAGGAUUAUUACAAAGUCCAACACAUCCCUUCUGUUAAAUUCGAGGAUGAAUGAGGCUCUCAGCCAUUACGGACACAGGAAAGUGAAAUAUACAUGAAGAGCUGCAGUGAUGGUGUUCGACGAAAUGUCUAACUGAGACUUGAUCUCCUGCAUUGCACUGUUCUGGUCAGUGAACUUCUUCUCAAUAGAGAGAGAGAGGGUUUUCACGAACUCUGUCUGGUGUGACAAACUCAUAUCAUAACUAUCCAUUACUUUGUUAAUUUAGAGAGCUGUGGCAUGUCAUUCUUCAAUUUCUAUAAUUCUCUUUUUGUUUUUCUUUUAUUUGUGUGUUCCCAAGCGACUCGGCUUGACUACUACAAUCAUUAUCUCUGUUUAAAACUUUAUAACUUUGGUAGCUGCUUUGAACUUUUGAUU
Camelina sativa (false flax) is the source of this 2399-nucleotide messenger RNA. RefSeq names its product putative disease resistance protein At1g58390. The record is from RefSeq and is a predicted model, not a curated record. Gene Ontology annotation, molecular function: ADP binding. Lineage: Eukaryota; Viridiplantae; Streptophyta; Magnoliopsida; Brassicales; Brassicaceae.